This is a messenger RNA of Capsaspora owczarzaki ATCC 30864, 2799 nucleotides long. RefSeq lists its product as hypothetical. Lineage: Eukaryota; Filasterea; Ministeriida; Capsasporidae. The transcript is spliced from 6 exons. Gene Ontology annotation, cellular component: RNA polymerase II transcription regulator complex. Gene Ontology annotation, biological process: positive regulation of transcription by RNA polymerase II. The record is from RefSeq and is a predicted model, not a curated record. Gene Ontology annotation, molecular function: protein dimerization activity; DNA-binding transcription factor activity. The coding region runs from base 75 to 2561 and encodes 828 amino acids.
GAGAGAGAGAGAGCGCGCGAAAGAGAGAGAAGAGCGUCGCAGCGGCCUUGUUGGGAUUCACUACAUACAAAAAAAUGCUGCACGCCAUCGACCUCAAGCCACACGGCCUGCCUCCGCUCCAAGCCAUGCCCAUGCAGCCCAUGCAGCAAGCAAUGACUGCCAACGGUGCUGCGAAUGGUGCCGCACGCAAGCCGCGAGCAACCGCACAAAAGCCGCUGCUCGCAAUGGCUCCAAUGCCAAUGCCAAUGCAGCAACAACAACAACCGCAGCAGAUGAUGCACUUCCAGCCGCAGCAGCUCCUGCUCGACGACGCCAUGCUGCUCGGGGACGGAAUGGACGUCAACGACAUGAUGAGCUUUAUGAACACGCGGGCGGCCGUGGACAACGACGACGACCACGACGAUGGAGACGACUUUGACGACGAGGACGACGCUUUGGCUGCUGCUGCUCCUCAUGGCGCCGCGUCGUUCGACUUUGCAUCGCUCAUGCCCCAGCCACUGAUGCCGGCCGCAUCCACCGCCCCAUUCCAGACCGGCACCGGCCUCCUCCCUUCUGGCCCUGGUGUUGACGAUCUGCUUGCGUCUCUGAUGGGCACGUCUUCGGUGAUGCAACCGCAGACCCUGCUCAACCCGAAUGCUGCGCCAAUCUCGCUGGAGCAAAACGCCAAUCUGAUCAAUCUCAUCAUGUCGCUGGGUGCGGCUGCUCCUCCUUCCGCACAAGCCAUCGAUGCAUCUGCUGGCGCCAACCUUGCCAAACCUUCAUUGUCGGCGGCUGCAGAGAUUCGGCGAGCGACGCGCGUCGAACGUGAAAAGCGCCGCCAGAAGAACAUUAACAGCGGGUUUGAUGUCAUCAAGGAACUCGUCCCGGGAUGCUCGGAUUUGAAGAUUUCGCGCGCGACUGUGCUGCAGCGCUGCGCCAACUACCUGACCCACGCACAGCAGGCGCUGGGGCAGUACAAGGUGGUCAACGAGCACCUCAAGAGCGAAAACUCGCGCCUGGUUGCCGAGAACGCACGCUUGUCAGCGCUCAUCGAAGGCAUGAUGAAGAAUUCGCUGAGCCAGUUUGGCAUUACGUCCCAGUCCUUUGCCGCGGCUGCCGCUGCCGCUGCAGCUGCCGCAGCUGCUGCCGCCGCCGCCAACACGACGACGUCCAUCGCUCCGGGCACCUCGACUUUGCGCCCUGCCAACCCAUCGAGCCUCUCGCCGGCUUCGGUCGACGGGUCCAUCGUCUCGCGAAGCAGUAACCGAAGCUCCAACUCUGUCUCGUCGGCGUCCUCAUCGCCCAGCAACGACGCGGCCGUCCACUCGCCGCAUGGGUCGUCGCCCUCGCCAUCGUCAUCCACGGCCUUCUCUGGCGUUUCCCCCAAGCUGCGCACAUUGUCGCCCCUUCUGCCUCAUCCCACUGCGCCGAGCGUCGAUCUGCUCAUUCCUCCGGCAGAUCUGACCGAGCCUGGCUCCAAUGUCUACGUUAAGGACAGCACCCGCAUCCUCUUGGUGCUGUGUGUCUUCUUUUUGAUUUUCCCGGCGGUUGGCUUCUUUUCCCGUGAAGAUCCGCAUCUCAUUGCGGGCGGCAACGUUCCUUCGUUCUCGAGUGGCCGUGCUCUCUCCAGCGUGGAUGCUGGUUUGGACGGCGGCGCAGCCAUCCCGACGACGACCGACGACGGCUUCCUGAGCGGCAUUUUCAGCUUUGUGCCUCUCUCGGUUGUUUAUCACAUUCUUUUGUGCUUCCGCUGCCUGGCUGCAAUGAUUGUCGCUCGUUUGAUCUUGUCGUCGCUCGAGCCCAUCGCCUACCGCUCCGAGACGAUGGUUUCUCAAGCCGCCGUUUUGCGCAAAGCUGGCGAGACUGCUUACAAGGAGGGUCGUUUCGAAGCGGCGCACGAAUUCUUUGUGCAAGCGCUCGGAACCCUUGGAAAUCGGUACUCGUUCUCCUCCAACUGGCGGUCAGCUUUGAACAUCCUGAUCGAAACUGGACAUCAUCAACUCUCGAAGUGGAAAGUGGGUCAAAUUGUGGAUCGUCUGCACCGAUGGGCCACUCGCACCAACACUUCCAGUGCCAACCACGAGCUUGCUCGGAUUUAUCAUGGCAUCCACAUGCUCGAGUGUUUCCAGCACGGACGUGAAAAGGCUGCCAUUUACAGUGCACUGAAGGCCCUGAACCAUGCUGAGGCGUACGAGCACAUUUACGGCGCCACAACACCCGUCCUGUCCCAGAUCUAUUGCUCCAUGGCAUUCAUUUACGACCGUAUUUUCCCGCAGUUCAACUACAUUACCAGACAUUAUCGCAAUCUUGUCAAUCGACGCAUUCUGGAUUUGGGCGAGGAUCACGCUCGCGGUGUUCAAGAAAUCCUGCAGCUCCAGCGCUCCGAGGGCCACUGGUGCCAAAUCAACCCGAUGCCUGGCCUGUUCAUCGUCUUCAUUCUGCUUUUGGCUUGCACACUCUGCCAGUUCACUGCAUUCUUCUUUUCCACCCACACGUACACCGACUCGGCUCUCAUGCACAACGCGAUGGUGGUGCCCACGUUGAUUCUGUUCCCGGUUGCAGUCCUCACAACCAUGCCAUAGUUGUUUUUUUUCCGUUGUGCCCCCAUUUUGAACUGGGCUUUGCUGUUCCUGUUAUGACUAUCGUGCGUUGGCCGCCCGCCCUCUCGGGGUUGCAUGCAAGCGACAACUGCGAUGAUUUUCCUUGUUUCUCUUUCCUUUGUUUUUCUUGGUCUUUUCUCUUACCGUUAAACCUGUCCGUCGCCUCCACUUCGUAGCAUGCGAGCAUUGUACAAACAAUAAUACAAAACAUUUCAAUCAA